UUGAAUGUGAGAAAUAUGUAUUUCAAUCGAAAAAAUACCUUUACUUGGUGCUAUGAAUUAUUUUUUUCAGUGAAGCUGGCGGAGAAGAACCAGAUGUUGCCGAUAUACCAGCAAUGACUCUCAAAAUCGAUGAAACUGAUAUAGAUUGCAACUAUCGAACCGAACCAGAUGAAAAUGCAUGUUUAAUUGAGAAAGGAUGCAUCUUUCCUCGUGCUUUUCGGAUUUAAACGACUAUGACGUUAAUCUGGCAAACUCCAUGUACAACACUUUACCUGGCACUAUUUUCAUGGUUGCUUUAUAAAUCUCCGGACUCCCAAUACAAGGUUGAGGAUAAGGAUACACCAGAGUAUGAUUUCAUCAUUGUAGGAGCUGGAUCAGCAGGAUGCGUAAUUGCAAAUAGACUGUCCGAGAUCAGCGAAUGGAAUGUACUUUUAUUGGAAGCUGGGAGAGAGGAACCACUAGUUGCUGAGAUACCAGGAUUGGUUCGUUUACUUGAACAAACUGACAUCGCUUGGCCCUAUCGAACCCAAGCAGACGAAAAUUCAUGUUUAAUAGAUAAAGGAUGUCCCUGGUCACGUGGCAAAGUAUUAGGUGGAACAAGCACAAUUAACUUCAUGUUGUACGUUAGAGGAAAUCCAGAAGAUUAUAAUGAUUGGGAAAAGUUGGGAAAUCCUGGUUGGAGUUACGAAGAUGUUUUGCCUUAUUUCAAAAAAUCUGAAGACAACAACAAUGAGGAUAUUCUUAUAGGAAAUUCAAAAUAUCAUCAAGAUGGCGGAUACUUAUCUGUGGAAAGGUUUCCUUAUACAACACCGGAUGCAAACAUCAUUUUACGAGCACUUGACGAAAUCGGACUUGAAAAUAUGGACAUCAAUGCGGAAUCACAGUUAGGAUCAAUGAACUUGCAGACAACAUCAAGAAACGGAUCUCGACAAAGUACAAACAAAGCUUUUCUUCGGCCAAUUAGAGAUAAAAGGUCUAAUUUGUUUAUAAAAACUAGAGCUUUUGUAACCAAGAUUGUGAUUGAUACGUCUACAAAGCAAGCAUUAGGCGUUGAGUAUACGAAUACUCUCACUGGUAAAAGAAAGACGGUAAUGGCCAAAAAAGAAGUUAUUGUGUCUGCAGGUACUUUAAAUUCACCAAAGUUACUAAUGCUUUCUGGAAUAGGUCGAAUUGAAGAACUUGAAAAACAUGAUAUCGAGCUCAUUCAAAAUUCAUGUGUCGGGCGUAAUCUUCAAGAUCAUGUGACUUUCACGGGAAUACCUUGUCAGAUAGAAGGCAGAAAUAUGCCUAGUUGUUCACAAAAACUCAAAGAUUUGAAAUAUUAUCAAUCAACAAAUAGAGGUCCACUUUCUAAUGUAGGUGUCACUACUAUUUCUGCAUUUUUUAGAACCGACUAUGAAAAAAUUGAGACGGCUCCUGACAUGCAAUUCAUUUUUGGAGCUGGCAGUGAUAGUAUUGUUUACUACGAUCAGUUUUAUGUCUUUCCAAUUCUACUAACACCAAAAAGUGAAGGAAAUGUUACACUUAAUGUGACGGAUCCUAUCUGGGGCGCGCCUGUAAUUCAUGCAAGAUAUUUUACAGAUGAUUCAGAUAUGAAACGGUUGAUUCAAGGUGUCCGAAAAGCCCUUAAAUUAUUUGAUACUAAAGCAUUUAAAGACAAUAACUUCAAGUUCAAUGAAACGUCUUUGCCUCCUUGUACUGCAUAUCAAUUUAAUUCUGACGAAUAUUGGACUUGUGUGAUAAAACAAUAUUCUCGCACAUUAUAUCAUCCUGUUGGGACUUGCAAAAUGGGUCCCAAGACAGAUCCAGAAGCAGUUGUUGAUUCACAAUUACGCGUUCAUGGUAUUACAAAUUUACGUGUAAUUGAUGCUUCUAUCAUGCCGAAUGUCAUUAGAGGAAACACAAAUGCUGCGAUUAUUAUGAUUGCCGAAAAAGGUAGUGAUAUGAUAAAAGAAAAAUGGUCAUGCGGAAACAAUACUUAGCAACAUUUGAUAAAAUUCAUUAUAUUUCGAUUUGUAUCG
Molecule: messenger RNA, 2021 nt
Organism: Belonocnema kinseyi
Lineage: Eukaryota; Metazoa; Arthropoda; Insecta; Hymenoptera; Cynipidae
Product: glucose dehydrogenase [FAD, quinone]-like
Exons: 6
Coding region: 234-1982 (582 amino acids)
Molecular function (GO): flavin adenine dinucleotide binding; oxidoreductase activity, acting on CH-OH group of donors
Source: RefSeq, a predicted model, not a curated record